AACAGAUUCAGAGCAGAUUCACAGCAAGCUCAUAGCACGCACGAGAUCAACUUCCAUUUUCCAUUCGCGAAAAUCAUGCAAACUCAAUGUUGUAAAGAAAGAAUCUGAGCCCAUCAAGAUGAGCUGUUCUGUGGAAUUACGCCAGCGUAGACAACAGGGGAUGGCGGAGGAUCCCCAUAAACUCGCGGCGAUGAUGAAUAAAUCUCAAAGAUUAGUACUUGGUCUAUUAGUUUUAUUACUGGUCGAUAUAAUUUGGGUUUCCAGCUCAGAGCUUACCAAAUACAUUUACAGAGAUGCUACGUUCAAAAAGCCAUUUUUUAGUACAUAUGUAAAAACGUCUAUGUUUACACUUUAUUUACUUGGCCUGUGCUUUUGGCCACCUUGGCGGGAGCAAUGUAAUAAACCUGCAACAUACAUGUUCAUAGAUCCUAAUGUUGAAGAUGAUAACUUUUAUUCAGAGGCUAAUACAAGUUUAAGUGAUCCGACGUUUGUUCCAAUAAAAACUCCGGAUCAUUGCGAUCGUUCGUCAGGUACAGAAAGCGACGAUUCGUCCAUCCGCUCUGUAAGAUUUAGUAAACUAGCAGAAGUACGCCACAUGUCGGAAAGUGAUGCUACAGAGGCUCUAUUGGCACGACUUAGUUAUCAAGCCAGCGUCAGAGCCGGGGAACAUGCGAGGCGACAAGCUAAUAAAUUCUCUGUACAAAAAGUGGCUAAAAUAGCCCUUAUGUUUUGUUUAUUUUGGUUUAUGGCAAAUUACACAUACCAAAUAUCAUUGGAACAAACUCAGGUCAGAAUCGUUACUGUAUUGUCUUCGACAUCCAGCUUAUACACUUUAUUUCUCGCUGCUUUUUUCCCCAGUAAUGGAGGAGAUAAAUUUACGCUAUCCAAAUUAACUGCUGUAGUAGUUAGCAUUUUCGGAUUGAUAUUAGUUGGUAUUUCGGAUUUAACUGUACAAAGUAAUAAUAUGUCGAUGGGCAUGAUAUUGGCUCUAGUCAGUGCUUUUUUUUAUGCUGCAUACAUUGUAUUUCUAAAAAGAAAAGUAGAUCAUGAAGACAAGAUGGAUAUACCAAUGUUUUUUGGCUUUGUGGGAAUAUUUAAUUUAACACUUUUAUGGCCUUUAUUCUUUAUUCUUCAUUAUGGUCAUUGGGAAGAAUUUGAAUGGCCCAAUAGCCAUCAAUGGACAUUUCUAAUUAUAAACGGUCUAAUUGGAACAGUUCUGAGUGAAGUUCUUUGGCUAUGGGGUUGCUUUCUGACAUCAUCUCUCGUAGCAACAAUGGCCGUAAGCUUAACAAUGCCCAUGUCGAUGGUAGCCGAUGUUCUCUUAAAAAAGGUUGAAUAUCCUUGUAUUUUCUAUUUGGGAAGCAUUCCAAUGCUCUUAGCAUUCUUGACGGUAUCUCUGUUAUCUUAUUAUGAUAAUUGGGAUCCUAUUAUGGAUUUAAUAAAAAGAUUUUUCGUCUGGAUAUGCAGGAGAAACAACAGAUUUACAAGGAUCCCAGAUCUUGAAGCAGAGCAAACAGAGUCUUUAAUAGGAAUAGAUAGUGGUGAUCAUGAAGCUUGAAUCAGACAAUACAAGAGAGAAUCGAGAACACGGUAAAACACAUCUUGUGUUACAUGCAUCAUCAUAAUAAAAAUUUAAUAAGCAUACGUUUCUCGUAUGUAUACGUGCCUCUAUUGGCCGUAAAUACCUGUCUCCAUCUCGUGAAAAUCUUUUGAAAAUCAUCUUAACAUCAGUUAUAUAUUUUAUAUCUUAUGAUAAAGUAACGAUCUGAUAUAAUCUAUCUGAUAUAAUAUCAGAAUUUUUCUUUCCAUAAAUAUGAAUAUAUGUCUUCAUUUCGCACUAAUUAUCAAACGAUUAUAGCCGGACAAUAAUCACAGUGAGUCAAUUUACAAACGUAUUAACAAUUAACAUACUUUGCUUUUAUAACUUAUGUAAUUCUGAAAUUAUCUAUUUGCAUUCCUUGAUGGCUUAUCUCUUGUAGACAAACCAGCAUAUUUGCAUAAACUGUGUUGUAAAAUCUGAUACUCGAUAAUCGUUAUUAUUUCAAGAUUAUGCGUGACUUGGAUAUCGCGCGCUAUAUUCAUUCUGUAAUCGAGUUCGAAAGAGCAAGAAAUUCAGUGUCUAAUCCGAAAUCUGUAUAUACUGUAUAAUAAGAAUUGAUGAGGAAAUAUCAAAGAAAUGUUCGUUUCGU
Messenger RNA from Pogonomyrmex barbatus (red harvester ant), 2189 nucleotides. RefSeq names its product solute carrier family 35 member F5. Gene Ontology annotation, cellular component: membrane. NCBI's taxonomy places the organism in Eukaryota, Metazoa, Arthropoda, Insecta, Hymenoptera, Formicidae. The record is from RefSeq and is a predicted model, not a curated record.